ACGGUGCCGCUGUCUGACGAUGGUAGACUGGAGAGACGGAUGGUCAGAGCCGUCCCCUGUGUAACCUGAACAUGCAAGUGUGACUUGAUUCUUGUCGGUUUACUUCGCCUAACCAGGUUGCACAAUUACUUAGCUUUAGUUAGUCAUAUUAUAUUUAAAAUUAUGGAGGACGACUGUGUUUGUGACUACGACUCGACCUGGGACACAGAGAGUGAUGGAGACGACCCGGCCGGAGAGAGCCAAACCCGUCGGUUAUGUCCAGACAAAAACAAGUCUGCCUGGACUUUAGUAACUUGGCAUCACACGCCAAGAAACAUGAGAGCAGCAAAGGACAUGCAGACCUACAGAAGAGAGUAUCCAAACCUCGCUGAUGACGAGUGCUCAGAAGACAAAAUGAACAAUUUGCAGUUUUAUCUGAAUAAAUUUCCUUCUGCUCCAGAUGAUGUCUUCAUAGAAUCAUUUCUGAAGGAGUGGAAAAACGACUACAAAAGAUUGGAGAGAGUUCACUCGUAUAUCCAGUGGCUGUUUCCACUGCGAGAGCCGGGGGUUAAUUACAUGGCUUCAGAACUCACCAAGAAGGAAAUCGAGGCUUUCAAGAAGAAUGAGGACGCCAAAAGGAGACUUGUCGAGUCCUAUGAACUCAUGUUGGGCUUCUAUGGCAUCCGAUUGGUCAGCAAAGAGACGGGCGAAGUGAAACGAGCAGAUAACUGGAAGGAGCGAUUUGGAAAUCUAGAGCGAAACAUGCACAACAACCUGCGCAUCACUCGCAUCCUGAAGAGCCUGGGCGAGCUGGGCUUCAAACACUUCCAGGCCCCUCUUGUGCGCUUCUUUCUGGAAGAGACUCUAGUUAAAAAGACCCUCAGCAGUGUUAAACGCAGCGUCCUCGACUACUUUCUGUUUGCCGUAAAGGACAAGCAGAAACGUCAGGAGCUUGUGCGCUUUGCAUACCUUCACUUUGAGCCAAGGGAUAAGUUUGUGUGGUGUCCCAGAAAGAUUCAGAAACAAUUCAGAAAGGCAGAGAAAAGAUCGGAUGCAGUUGGGAAUGGAGACGGAAAAGAGGAGGUGCUUUCACGGGGCAAAAGCAAAGACGGAGAAGCAGUUGUGCAACAAAAAGAGGAUGGACUUGAUAAUAUUUCAAAGGCUCAGAAAGGAACUGAUCAAACUGUGUGUAAAGAAAAAAACAAAGAGUCAGAGGCAUCCCCUGAGCCAAAAUCAGACUCUGAGACUGUCGAUAAUGGAAAUGCUGAGGCAGAAUCUAAUAAUGAAAUAUUGGGCAAUGGAAGUGACUCAACGGAGAAUGUUGAUGAGAUGGAUCAGUCGCCCAGUCCUGAGUCUGUGACGUCAGAACCCAAGCCCUGUGCGGACAGUGAGGAGAAACUUUCCAACGACUCAAAGGACAGCAAGCAGGAACCCGACAACAUUAUGCAAACAGAUGGCGACAUAGACACUGAAAAACCACCGAAGAAGAAGAGGGAGGAUGACAAGGUGCUGCCAAGCAACGGCUCCGCUGGGGACUUGGCCGGUGGGCAGAUGGAAGAAAAAGCUGCGUCUAAUAAAGCCUCUGGUCAGACGAGCCCAUCAUCGCAAACCCCCCUUAAGACGUCAAAACACUCACCCUCCCUUUCUUCAGGAAGGGAGGAAAAAAUCCCAAGGACCGAUUUUAAUCAAGUGCCAGACAAAAAGGAAGAGGAAGAAACGUCACAGGAAAAUGGGUCAGCCACAAAUGGGUCAGAGACGAGCACUGACAAAGGUGUGGAUGAACAGACGAAUGGGAAGGAGGCGGAAGAUGCUGAUAUGGAAUCGAAGCCCUCAAGCUCAGACCCAAAUAUGGGGAAUUCAUGAAAAAACUGGUUGAUAGAAGGAAAACAUUAGUUGAAGCUAAAAUGAAAUGUAAUAUAAGGACAGAGUCUGAUUUUCUGGGCCUUAUUUCUGCUAUGUUUGAUGUUUAGAUAUGGAUUCUUUUUACUUUGAAGGAGAAUAUGAACUCAUGUGGGACUGGAUGUGACUCAGUUUCUACGUGGCCCUCAGAAAAUGUGAAAGGACGAAGCUGGUGAUAUUCUGUGUUUUUGAUUGUUGGCAACAAAUCCUGUGAUAGGUUAAAAUAUCAACGGAAAACUUGAUGGACUGCUGUGAUCUGCAGGACCAGGGAUGUGACGUUAGGCUCAUUGUCACUAGCUUUUUACUUGUGCUGGAGAUCGAGGAUCUGUGAGGAAUUGGCAGGUCAACUGUCCUCAGAAAUUCAGUUACACAUUUAAAUUUACAAACUUUGUAGAAUUAUUAUCCCUCUGAAAUAAUGCUAACGUUGCUGCUGCUGCUCUGUCACCGCUACGCAGUUUUGGAAAAAAUGUGAUUGGAUAACAAAAAUGUAAACAACCAUGAUAACAGAAAUGUAUCCAUUAUGAAUAUCCAUGCAACAACUUUUGGUGGAUGAGAUUUAAAGAGGAUGUUGCUUUCCAAAUUUCAAAUGCCUCACUACAGUAUUAUUGUCGUCAUUUUUCCACUGAGGCUAAUUGUCCUGAUCAAUCUUUUUUUUUGAAAGACCUGUGACAUGGCUGCUGUGAAAACUCAACAUGCUAACAACCUCAUUGUGUUAAUGAUAGCGAUUUUUCUACUCUGGCUGUGGCACAGUUCUUAUUUAAGACGUUAAUUUAGUAAAUUCACAGCAGCUAAAAAAAGGAAGCGUGUAUGUGGGAUUGAAAUGAAACAAGUUAACUUCUGCGACAGUGUCUCGUUUUUCUCAAGUUUUAUUUUGGAGUUUUUGGGCGAGAGUGAAGCUCUGAGGCACAGAUGAUACAUCGGCUUUGAAUUCACAGAUAAAACAUUGUUUCGGUCUUUCAAAAAGGAUUUAUUGACAAUGACAAAAUGAACGUCUAUCACCAGACUUCUUCACCUUGAUAAUAACAAAGUCUGUCAAUAACUGGUAUUUAAUACUAAAAGCACUAUUAUUAAUGUAUAUCAAUGGAAUGGAUAUUUCUCAGCAUUUUAACACCUUAAUACUUUGAAGAAUUGCGCUAUUUUUUUUUUUUUGCACUGAAAAAUAAAAAAAUGAAUUCAUUUUCUUAUUUUCCUUUUUUUUUCUUGUGUGUUAAAUCUUUCUGCACCCGUUUGUGUUUCUGCUGAACCCCCGAUGCUCCAACGGGUUUAAGACUGAAUGUCAUUGAAGAUAUGUUUCCGUAAUCUUGCACAUCAUCUGUGUUUUCAUGCAGAUUUGGGAAGUAGACUUUUGAACACUGAGAACCUUGCCAAAAAAAUGUGAAGAGACUGGUUGAUUGUACAAUAUGUCUGUAUGUUGGCGGGAAUGAGUAAGCUUUGGCCAUGAUUUAAAGUCCACUGUGUGUUCAUUUGACUUGUUUGGCCAUGACAUAUCACAAGCCAGUUUGAUGAUGUUGAUGCAUUUCUUUACAUUUGCACUUAAGUUUUCACUGUUAAUUGUUGACGUUUUGGUAUUUACAGAAUGAAAUGGUAAUGACUUUUCAAAAGUGCUGAAUUCUUUAUAAAUGACUUUUCCCUACUACAUAUCUAGCUGUUAACAAAUCAGAAUAAAGUGAUACUAUUUUUGGAUGUUUUUAUGAAACUGAUAUGUGUUUAGCCAAAGUCUGACUUCGGUUAUAGAUUAUUCAAUUGUAACUCUCAGGAUAACACUGUGGUAGAUGUCAGCUUUUGCUCCUAUUCCUGAGACUCCUUUUGUUAUGUUUUUUUAAUUUCCCAGUGCAGCAUAAAGUCAGACGUAUCCGUCUAUUUCUCCAGCCUCAGCGAAGACACGACUCACCAGAGAGGAGGGAGAAAGAUGCUAAAGAUAUUGAUGCAACACAGUCUGUUCAGACCUCAGGAUCAGUGUGCAUUUGAGGCUGUGAGUCAGGAGGAAGAAUACAUACUGUUCAAGUUUGCUGUUUGUUUUUGCCCCCCUCCCUCCCUGUUUGGAACAUUAUAAAUAAAACAUCUUAACAGUU
Labrus bergylta (ballan wrasse) is the source of this 3950-nucleotide messenger RNA. Its product is annotated as opioid growth factor receptor-like protein 1. Gene Ontology annotation, cellular component: membrane. The record is from RefSeq and is a predicted model, not a curated record. Gene Ontology annotation, molecular function: opioid growth factor receptor activity. Lineage: Eukaryota; Metazoa; Chordata; Actinopteri; Labriformes; Labridae.